Molecule: messenger RNA, 1177 nt
Organism: Xyrauchen texanus (razorback sucker)
Lineage: Eukaryota; Metazoa; Chordata; Actinopteri; Cypriniformes; Catostomidae
Exons: 3
Coding region: 4-1005 (333 amino acids)
Biological process (GO): nucleosome assembly
Cellular component (GO): nucleosome
Molecular function (GO): DNA binding; structural constituent of chromatin; protein heterodimerization activity
Source: RefSeq, a predicted model, not a curated record
AUCAUGUCUGGAAGAGGUAAAGGCGGAAAAGGACUCGGGAAAGGAGGCGCCAAACGUCACCGCAAAGUGUUGCGUGAUAACAUCCAGGGAAUCACCAAACCCGCAAUCCGUCGUCUCGCUCGCCGUGGCGGUGUCAAGCGUAUCUCCGGUCUGAUCUACGAGGAGACUCGCGGUGUGUUGAAGGUGUUUCUGGAGAACGUUAUCCGUGAUGCUGUCACCUACACUGAACACGCCAAGAGAAAGACCGUCACUGCCAUGGACGUUGUGUACGCGCUGAAACGACAGGGACGAACUCUCGGAACAUUCAGUCACAUUUUAUGUGAAGAACGGAGAAGAAUCGUUGACGUCAUGGCAAGAACUAAACAGACCGCUCGUAAAUCCACCGGUGGAAAAGCCCCGAGGAAGCAGCUCGCUACUAAAGCCGCCCGUAAGAGCGCACCAGCCACCGGCGGAGUCAAGAAGCCUCAUCGUUACAGGCCCGGUACCGUGGCUCUGCGAGAGAUCCGCCGUUAUCAGAAGUCCACUGAGCUGCUGAUUCGCAAACUGCCUUUCCAGCGUCUGGUGAGAGAAAUCGCUCAGGAUUUCAAGACGGAUCUGCGCUUCCAGAGUUCCGCUGUCAUGGCCCUGCAGGAGUCCAGCGAGGCUUAUUUGGUCGGUCUGUUUGAGGACACCAACUUUUUAAUAUUCGUUAUCAUGUCUGGAAGAGGCAAAGGCGGUAAAGGACUCGGGAAAGGAGGCGCCAAGCGUCACCGCAAAGUGUUGCGUGAUAACAUCCAGGGAAUCACCAAACCCGCAAUCCGUCGUCUCGCUCGCCGUGGCGGUGUCAAGCGUAUCUCCGGUCUGAUCUACGAGGAGACUCGCGGUGUGUUGAAGGUGUUUCUGGAGAACGUUAUCCGUGAUGCCGUCACCUACACUGAACACGCCAAGAGAAAGACCGUCACUGCCAUGGACGUUGUGUACGCGCUGAAACGACAGGGACGAACUCUGUACGGAUUCGGAGGAUAAACGACUUUAUUCAGGAGAAAUCAGACCAACCCAACGGCUCUUUUAAGAGCCACCCACAAUCUCACACAAAGAGUUGAUGUUAAAAGAAAUGUUAUUCGAUUAAUGACUAUAUAUUGAAAUUAUUAUGAAUUUAAUAUUUGAAGAUCUGUACGGAUUUCUUGUUUCGUGCAGC